Messenger RNA from Hippocampus zosterae (dwarf seahorse), 1768 nucleotides. It is a transcript of the gene znhit2, whose product is annotated as zinc finger, HIT-type containing 2. The transcript has 2 exons. NCBI's taxonomy places the organism in Eukaryota, Metazoa, Chordata, Actinopteri, Syngnathiformes, Syngnathidae. The record is from RefSeq and is a predicted model, not a curated record. Bases 134 to 1672 code for a protein of 512 amino acids.
AACGUCAUCAAAAUCCGACAUGGCGGCUCGCUGAUUCACUGCGACAGUACAGCACAGACGUGUUUGCUAAUACAACUUGGUUUUCGGUUCGAGCGGUUCGGACGCCGCUUUCUCCUUCUCUGUUUUGACUGCAAUGAAUCCAAUAAUUAGACGGACACUUCCUCGGUCAGUGAGGACUCUUCUGACAGACAUCGGUCCAAAGGACGAGUGGCCGGAGGAAGCGGAGGAUGCCUCGGCGGCCAGCAGAGAUGGCAUCCUGCUCCCCGGAAGAGGGGCAUCUUCUGGACAGGAGGAAUUUAUCACUCAGGCUUCGGCUGAUGGAAAGAUCUCCAAAGUGUGCAUGCUGUGCAACUGCAAGCCUGCGUGUUACACUUGCCCUAGGUGCAACUUGCAUUACUGCGGCGUGGCUUGCUACCGCAGCCCAGAUCACUCGGUGUGCUCAGAGGAGUUCUACAAGGAGGCUGUCUUUGAGGAGUUGAAAAACAUGGCGGCAACAGACCAAGAGGGAAAGAAGAAAAUGCAUGAGAUUCUUCUCGGACUGAGACAAAAGGCUCAAGUGACAAAUGGAGGAAUAGAAAGCGUGUUAAGAGAAGCCGAGAUGGAGCAAGACGACGGUGUUGAGGCUGUGGAGCUGCUGUCCAAAUUAGCUGAGCUUCAGGAAUCGGGAGAAGAUAGUAUGGGGGAGAUCGAGAACUUCACGAGAACCUUGGAAGAUCAGGAAGCAGAUGAGGAGCCGUCGGAAAGCGUGGGCCAAAAUCUGUCGGAGCUUGACCUCGACAAGCUCUCAGAAGAGGAGCUGUGGGCGCUCCUUGACAACGGGGAAAAGGAGAAGUUCACCGGUUUGCUUAGGCAGGGCGCUCUGAGCCGGUUGAUCCCCGUGUGGAGGCCUUGGUGGGAGGAACACGACGAGGCAGGGAGAACACUGGUGGAGUUGCUGGAGGAGGGAGUUCAGAAUCCAGACCAACAAGUGAAUAAGAGCAAGGAUAAAACGCCAAGCUCUGCGGUCUCUGGUGUUCCUGCGAUUUUUGCAAAAAUCCCCAAACUGAGUUCCUUGUGUCCAAAUCCAUCUCCAUUGGUCUGCUACAGUGUGAUCAACGCUCUCUAUUGCUAUACUUUCACAUUGCAGCUCCUCAAUGGUGACGCUGACUCGCUCCUCUUUGAGUUCUGUGACACCAUGCUCGCGUUGUCUGAGGCCCUGAGCUCCAGCAAGGUUUUCAACUCCGUUAAAGAGGCCAUACACAGCGGAGAGACACUCAUCUUAAGAGGAGGGUAUCUCAACAAGCAAGAAUCGCACGCCACAGACUUGGCGGUCGAAGCCACCGCUCACGUCCUGACGGGUAGAGACAAAGAGGACGCCACGGGAUACAUCCUGGCGGCCUUGAGUCAAAUACGAUCGGCGCUCUCUCGAGCCAGAGCCUCUCUCUCAAAGAAGGGAGAAGAAGGAGCAAAGAGACAGAAAUACUUCCUGGCUUCCAAGAAGUGUGAAUUCCUUCAGGCUUGGACUCUGGAUCAUUCGUGUCAUACUCGUGGGUUGGCUUUGGAGCUGUGGAACGAGCACAGUCAGCGAGCGAGGCGAAGGAAAAGUGUGGAGGAAACAAAGAUGCUAGUUGCGGAGAGCUUUAAAAAAGAAAAGAGGAAAGUUCAUGGUACGUUGAUACAGGAGUUAAAUUAGCGGCUUUUCUAAAGGUUUGUGAUAUAAUAAACAAAAAAAGUGUGAAUAAUUGUAUGCUUGUAUGGAUGAAUAAAGUGCAUAACUGGUGAACCCUUA